UUUCCAGCCUGACCUGACUCGACCCUGUCCCGGCUGGGGCUGGACUGUAUUUUAUUUCCUCGUCGCACUCCGUUGGAACCCGCCUGGUUCCCGGCUUUUCAGGCGAGAUGCUGCGCAGCUCCAUUCGGGCGCUGCACGGCGCGGCUGUGUCGUCGUCGCCACGAUGCUUCUCGACAGCCUCCGUGUCAGCGAGAGCCGCCUUCAAGCUGACGGCCUCGCGCCGCCCGCUGGCCGUGGCCGCCCAGAAACGCUUCGAGAGCGCCACGUCCAACCCGCCCAACCCCAACGACAACUUCCUCUCGGGUAGCUCGGCCAGCUACGUCGACGAGAUGUACCUGCAGUGGAAGCACGACCCCAAGAGCGUCCACGUCUCGUGGCAGGUCUACUUCCGGAACAUGGAGAGCGGCGACAUGCCCAUCUCCCAGGCCUUCACGCCGCCCCCGUCGCUGGUGCCCGGCUCGUCCGUCGUGCCCGGUCUGGCAGGCGGCGCUGGUGUCGGCAUCGGCGAAGGCUCUGACGUCACCAACCACCUCAAGGUCCAGCUGCUCGUGCGCGCAUACCAGGCCCGUGGCCACAACAGGGCAAAGAUCGACCCCCUGGGCAUCCGCGAGUCCUCAAAGGGCUUCGGCAACAUCAAGCCGAAAGAGCUGUCGCUAGACUACUACCAGUUCACCGAGAAGGACAUGGACACGGAGUACACACUAGGCCCCGGCAUCCUGCCGCGCUUCAAGAAGGACGGCCGCGAGAAGAUGACGCUGCGCGAGAUUGUCGCCGCCUGCGAGAACAUCUACUGCGGCGACUACGGUGUCGAGUUCAUCCACAUCCCCGACAGGGAAAAGUGCGACUGGCUGCGCGAGCGCCUCGAGGUGCCUCAGCCCUUCAAAUACUCGAUCGACGAGAAGCGGAGGAUUCUCGACCGCCUCAUCUGGAGCUCCAGUUUCGAGUCGUUCCUGUCCACAAAGUACCCCAACGACAAGCGCUUCGGCCUCGAGGGCUGCGAGACCCUGGUGCCCGGCAUGAAGGCUCUCAUCGACCGCAGCGUCGACUAUGGCGUCAAGGAUAUUGUCAUUGGCAUGCCUCAUCGCGGCCGUCUCAACGUCCUGAGCAACGUCGUCCGCAAGCCCAACGAGUCCAUCUUCAGCGAGUUUGCCGGCACCACUGGCGCCGAGGACGAGGGUUCAGGCGACGUCAAGUACCAUCUGGGCAUGAACUUUGAGCGUCCCACGCCCUCUGGAAAGCGCGUGCAGCUGUCCCUCGUCGCCAACCCGUCGCAUCUCGAGGCCGAGGAUCCCGUCGUGCUCGGCAAGGUCCGCGCCAUCCAGCACUACAAUAACGACGAGCAGACGCACCGCAGUGCCAUGGCCGUCCUGCUCCACGGCGAUGCCGCCUUUGCUGCCCAGGGUGUCGUGUACGAAUGUCUCGGCUUCCACUCUCUGCCGGCCUUCUCGACCGGCGGCACCAUUCACUUGGUCGUGAACAACCAGAUCGGCUUCACCACAGACCCCCGCUUCGCCCGCUCGACUGCCUACUGCACGGAUAUUGCCAAGGCCAUCGAUGCCCCCGUCUUCCACGUCAACGCUGACAACGUCGAGGCCGUUAACUUCGUCUGCCAGUUGGCUGCCGAUUGGCGCGCGGAAUUCAAGCAGGACGUCAUCAUCGAUUUGGUCUGCUACCGCAAGCACGGCCACAACGAGACUGACCAGCCGUCCUUCACACAGCCGCUGAUGUACAAGCGCAUCCAGUCGCACGAGCCGCAGAUCAACAUCUACGUCGACCAGCUCCUCAAGGAGGGCACCUUCACCAAGGAGGACAUCGAGGAGCACAAGCAGUGGGUGUGGGGCAUGCUGGAGGAGAGCUUCUCCAAAUCCAAGGACUAUCAGCCUACAUCUAAGGAAUGGACGACUAGCGCUUGGAACGGAUUCAAGUCCCCCAAGGAGCUGGCCACCGAAGUCCUGCCCCACAACCCUACCGGCGUGGACCAGAAGACACUCGAGCACAUUGGCGAGGUCAUCGGCACUGCCCCCGAGGGCUUCAACGUCCACCGCAACCUGAAGCGCAUUCUCGCCAACCGCACCAAGUCGGUUGUCGAGGGCAAGAGCAUCGACUGGUCGACGGCCGAGGCGUUGGCGUUCGGCACCCUCGUGACCGAGGGCCGCCACGUCCGCAUCUCCGGCCAGGACGUCGAGCGCGGUACCUUCUCGCAGCGCCACGCCGUCUUCCACGACCAGGAGACCGAAGACACAUACACGCCUCUUCAGAACAUCAGCAAGGACCAGGGCAAGUUCGUCAUCUCCAACUCGUCGCUCAGCGAGUUUGGCGCUCUCGGAUUCGAGUACGGCUACUCUCUUACGGACCCCAACGGCUUCAUCAUGUGGGAGGCUCAGUUUGGCGACUUUGCCAACAACGCCCAGUGCAUCAUCGAUCAGUUCAUCGCGUCUGGUGAGGUGAAGUGGAUGCAGCGCACUGGCCUCGUCAUGUCUCUGCCCCACGGAUACGACGGCCAGGGCCCUGAGCACUCUUCCGGUCGUCUCGAGCGAUUCCUCCAGCUCUGCAACGAGGAUCCUCGCGUGUUCCCCUCGCCCGAGAAGCUCAACCGCCAGCACCAGGACUCCAACAUGCAGAUUGCCUACAUGACCACCCCGGCCAAUCUGUUCCACAUUCUCCGCCGCCAAAUGAACCGGCAGUUCCGCAAGCCUCUCAUUCUCUUCUUCUCUAAGUCGCUGCUGCGCCACCCCAUUGCCCGCUCAGACAUUGAGGACUUUGUUGGCGACUCGCAGUUCCAGUGGAUCAUUACUGACCCGGCCCACAAGACGGGCGAACUCAAGGCGCCCGAGGAGAUUGAUCGCGUCAUUCUCUGCACCGGUCAGGUUUAUGCCGCGCUGGUCAAGUACCGCGCCGACAACAAGAUCGACAACGUCGCCUUGACCCGCAUCGAGCAGCUGAACCCCUUCCCAUGGGAGCAGCUGCGCGAGAACCUCGACAUGUACCCCAACGCCAAGACCAUUGUAUGGGCGCAGGAAGAGCCCCUGAACGCGGGCGCGUGGAGCUUCACGCAGCCUCGCAUCGAGACGCUGCUCAACCACACGGAGCACCAUGACCGCAAGCACGUCAUGUAUGCCGGCCGCAGCCCCAGCGCUUCGGUUGCUACGGGCGCCAAGUCCUCGCACACCAAGGAGGAGCAGGAGCUGCUGCGGAAGGCGUUCACCGUCACUCAGGAGAAGUUGAAGGGGGAGUAGAGUACUGUAGCAAAAGGUGGAGUAAGGCACAUUCAGCAUGGUUGCGGUUCUUUUUUUGAUUUUGAGCACAAUAGACAACAACGACAAACGGCAAAAUAACAUGGGUAGGAACCAAAUCAAACUCUUUCCUUUUUUUCUUUUUGCCCUGGACCGCUUGGAGAGCAUUAUUUCUAUCUUUCCAUGGGCGUGUUGCUAGGAAAUAAUGAAGGGCACUCGAUCUGCUCGCCG
Messenger RNA from Lasiosphaeria miniovina, 3464 nucleotides. Its product is annotated as thiamine diphosphate-binding protein. Gene Ontology annotation, biological process: tricarboxylic acid cycle. The coding region runs from base 108 to 3236 and encodes 1042 amino acids. Gene Ontology annotation, molecular function: thiamine pyrophosphate binding; oxoglutarate dehydrogenase (succinyl-transferring) activity. The record is from RefSeq and is a predicted model, not a curated record. Lineage: Eukaryota; Fungi; Ascomycota; Sordariomycetes; Sordariales; Lasiosphaeriaceae. Gene Ontology annotation, cellular component: mitochondrion; oxoglutarate dehydrogenase complex. The transcript has 2 exons.